AACAUCCCUAUAUAUCUAGGCGAACCCACACAAGAAUUUGCUAGUUAUCUAUGGUUUGCUAUACAUCUCAGAAGGCGCUGAAAAUGUUAUCAAGAUCUAGUAUGUCACUUUUCCGAGGAUUUUGUCGACAAAUAUUAACUAGAAACUGUUCUGGGGCAGCGGUAGUUGCAUCGGAGUCUGGAACCAUGUCUAGCGCACAUGAUGCCCAACAGGGACUAGCGUUAAAGGAAAACUGUAUUUUGGUGGAUAAGGAUGAUAACGCUAUCGGCGCCAGCAGUAAAGCUGAUUGCCACCGCGUGAAUCGUGAAACUGGCGAAGUCAAAUUGCAUCGUGCUUUCAGUGUAUUUCUGUUUAAUUCGAAAGGGGAGAUGCUUGUGCAGCGACGAUCUGUGCACAAGAUUACAUUUCCCGACACUUACACAAAUGCAUGUUGCAGUCAUCCAUUAUAUGACAUUGAAUUGGAAAGGGAAGAGCCUAAUGCGAUUGGCGUACGGAGAGCAGCGCAACGACGACUCAACUAUGAGCUUGGCAUACCAACGGCACAAAUUCAGCCAGAAAACUUUCACUUUUUGACGCGCAUACAUUAUCAAAACACUGGAGAUGGCGAGUGGGGCGAGCACGAAGUCGAUUAUAUACUGUUCCUGCAGAAGGACGUCGAUCUUCAUCCAAAUGAGAAUGAAGUGAGUGAAGUGCGUUUCAUUAAACGAAAUGAAAUUGACACCGCUGUAAACAAAUUUGAGGCACCAUUGACACCGUGGUUUAGGUUAAUCUUAAAGCAUAAACUCAAAGAGUGGUGGGAUAACUUACAUCAAUUAGAGAGAUUUGAAGAUGACAAAACUAUAUAUCGCUUCUCUUAAGCUAUGAUGCAAUAACAAUUGAGCAUGCUCAUAAGCAAAGGAGGAAAUAAUCUUUCAUCAGCGAAUGGAACAAGGGAAUUACACCAAAGAAAUUUUCAACGGCACUUUGACCGAAAGGGGUUUUGUUUUGUUAUUUUGGUAUAAGAAAUGGGAUUCACUUGUAGAAUUUAUAAAAUCAGUCAUUUUCAAUUUUUUUUUCUGCUUUAUUUUCGCUUUUUGUUUUUGGUUUAUUUAUGGUUGUAAGCAUACAUUUGUAUAUGUUUAUUGGUAUGUAUAUAAAUAACAAUAAAAUAUAGUAAUGUAAAAUGAUCACAUUUACUGUGUUAAGCUAGCCACUAACGUAUGAUAUGUUCGCGCAAAUUCGCGAAAUUCCAUAAACAUGAAAAAUGUGGGACGUUAGUGGCUGGCUUAAUCAUGCACAUUACUUUUGGCUUACAGGCUAUUCAUACAGCUAGUGUUUUAUGUAUGCAUGUAUGUUAUUAGUUGGCGAAGCACAAUAAACAUUUCGCAACACAACAAGAAAUAACGAACAAAAUGAAUAAUAAAUAUUUACAAGUUUUGGCGUAAAAAAUCUUAUGAAAUAGUAAAACAAAUAAAUGAGAAACUAUAAUCAAA
This is a messenger RNA of Anastrepha obliqua, 1472 nucleotides long. RefSeq names its product isopentenyl-diphosphate Delta-isomerase 1 (gene Idi). Gene Ontology annotation, molecular function: isopentenyl-diphosphate delta-isomerase activity. NCBI's taxonomy places the organism in Eukaryota, Metazoa, Arthropoda, Insecta, Diptera, Tephritidae. Bases 51 to 857 code for a protein of 268 amino acids. Gene Ontology annotation, cellular component: cytoplasm. Gene Ontology annotation, biological process: isoprenoid biosynthetic process; isopentenyl diphosphate biosynthetic process. The transcript is spliced from 2 exons. The record is from RefSeq and is a predicted model, not a curated record.